This is a messenger RNA of Drosophila miranda, 803 nucleotides long. RefSeq lists its product as uncharacterized. NCBI's taxonomy places the organism in Eukaryota, Metazoa, Arthropoda, Insecta, Diptera, Drosophilidae. The transcript is spliced from 2 exons. Gene Ontology annotation, cellular component: extracellular region. The record is from RefSeq and is a predicted model, not a curated record. Gene Ontology annotation, molecular function: chitin binding. Bases 26 to 739 code for a protein of 237 amino acids.
CGGGCCGAGUCAGUUGCAUUUCAAGAUGCUGCGCUUGCUGAUCUUGCUGGCUACCGGAGUGGCUCUAGGGAUCUUUAUUCUGGGCUGCCAGGCCGAAUGCAAUGCCUGUUCGACCGCAAGCAAUGUGUCCUGCGCAUCCAACACAACGUUCCAGUUCUGCUCGGAUGACAGCGUGCCUAUACAACCGGCCUACUCCUGCCCCUCAGGGUACUAUUGCACCGCGACCACCGUGAUUUGUAGCAAGAGUGUGGCCCUCAGAGCCUGCAACUGCGGAUCGUGCAACGAUUACUUUGCUUGCCUCACAGAUCGGACCUAUGCCCUGUGCCUGGGAUCGAGCUCGCCCUCCCAGCUCGGCGGCAGCUGCGGCUCGGACCAUGUAUGCGACUCGACCAGUCCGUAUAUCUGUGUCAAUGCCACUUCCGGGUCCCAGCCCACUUGUCCCGCUGGCAGCGAUACGAGUCCAGGCGGUGUAGACCCCAUCGGACUGACUCCCACUGCAUAUUGUGGCAUCAUCCAACAGACUGGAAAGUUUCCCUAUGGCAUCGAUCCGGAAACCACCUGCAGGCAGUACAUUUCUUGUACUGUGAAUGCCACCAGUCUGAUCUGGAAAGGAGCUCUCAACGAUUGUCCUGGCCUUACUUAUUACGACAGCUCCACAAAGUACUGCACCACUAAAUUGCCACCCAGAUGCAGUGCUGGAGUCGCCACUUUAAGUCUCAGCAAUCUGUAUCUAUUGUAAUUUCGGUUUUAGCUUAUCUGUAGAUACUGUAAAAUAAUUUUCUCUGAAUUUUUGUUUGCAUUUU